UCCACUCCAGCACCCAGUACAUCAGGCCCACCAACCAGCCACCGUCUACCCCUUACCCGUUUUCCCUCCACCCGCGCCGCGCCAUGUCGCUCGUCCCUCUGUCGCUGGACCCCGCACCCUUCCCCCUCCUCCCAGCCGCCGCCGCCGCCGGCCGCGUCCCGAGGCCUCGCUCGCCAGCCUUGAGACCCUCGCCGCCGCGCCUAUGCCGGACGCUGAGGGCCGCGUCCGUUGCACCAGCGGCCGCGGAGGAGCCGUCCGCGGCCGCGCGGGGGAGGCUGGAGUCGCUGAGCCAGGUGGCCGGGGUGCUGGGCACGCAGUGGGGAGACGAGGGCAAGGGAAAGCUCGUCGACAUCCUCGCGCAGCGCUUCGACGUCGUCGCCCGGUGCCAGGGUGGAGCUAAUGCUGGACAUACCAUAUACAAUUCUGAGGGGAAGAAGUUUUCACUGCAUCUUGUUCCGUCAGGCAUCCUUAAUGAGAACACACAAUGUGUGAUUGGUAAUGGAGCAGUAGUUCAUCUUCCUGGAUUCUUUAAAGAAAUUGAUGGACUGGAAUCUAAUGGAAUUUCUUGCGAAAGAAGAAUUUUGGUAUCAGACCGCGCUCAUCUUUUGUUUGACCUUCAUCAAGUUGUUGAUGGACUUAGAGAGGCAGAACUUGGGAAUUCCCUUAUAGGAACAACAAGGAGGGGAAUUGGACCUUGCUAUUCGAACAAAGUUAUCAGGAAUGGACUUAGAGUUAGUGAUCUGCGACAUAUGGACACCUUUGGUGCAAAACUCAACACCUUAUUGAGAGACGCAGCUCUGCGCUUUAAAGAUUUUGAAUACAGCAACAAGAUCUUAAAGGAGGAGGUUGAGAAGUAUCAAAGGUUUGCUGAACGACUGGAACCUUUUAUUGCUGACACUGUGCAUUUCAUGAAUGAGUCAAUCUUGCAGAAUAAGAAAAUAUUGGUUGAAGGUGGUCAAGCUACCAUGUUAGACAUCGACUUUGGUACCUACCCGUUUGUUACUUCCUCAAGUCCCUCAGCUGGUGGAAUUUGUACUGGGCUUGGUAUUGCUCCAAGAAGCCUCGGUGAUCUCAUUGGAGUGGUAAAAGCUUACACGACCAGGGUUGGAUCUGGUCCAUUCCCAACAGAACUAUUGGGUAAGACUGGUGACUUGCUCCGUGCUACUGGAAUGGAAUUUGGGACUACAACAGGUCGGCCCAGGCGUUGUGGUUGGCUUGAUAUAGUUGCACUGAAAUACUGUUGCCAAAUCAAUGGUUUCUCAUCUUUGAAUCUCACGAAGCUCGAUGUCUUGACUGGACUCAAGGAAGUUAAGCUGGGUAUCUCAUACUGUACCGAAGACGGCAAUACAAUUGAAUCAUUCCCAGCAGACCUUGAUCUUUUGGAUCAAAUAAAGGUCAAAUAUGAGGUCCUUCGUGGGUGGGAGGAUGACAUUUCUUCAAUACGAGACUACAAUGAUCUCCCAGAAACGGCUCGUCUUUACGUGGAGAGGAUAGAAGAGUUGGUUGGCAUUCCAAUCCACUACAUCGGUGUCGGACCUGGACGUGAUGCUCUUAUAUACAAAUAACUUGUCAUCUCUUUAGAUAUCCCUGAUUUGGUUCAAUAAUGCAAUUGUUUUGGUUACUAAUAAAGACGGAGAGUAUAGGAAUUCCACAUCCUCUGCCAAAUGAGUUCAAAUGAGGCUCAGGAAGCAUAUCUCCACAAUUUGAGUUUUGUUAACUCGACACCUAAUUGAAGCAUCUCUAUUUACAAACUA
Molecule: messenger RNA, 1754 nt
Organism: Phragmites australis (common reed)
Lineage: Eukaryota; Viridiplantae; Streptophyta; Magnoliopsida; Poales; Poaceae
Product: adenylosuccinate synthetase 2, chloroplastic
Exons: 4
Coding region: 84-1565 (493 amino acids)
Biological process (GO): 'de novo' AMP biosynthetic process; IMP metabolic process
Cellular component (GO): cytoplasm
Molecular function (GO): GTP binding; adenylosuccinate synthase activity
Source: RefSeq, a predicted model, not a curated record